AUAUUUAGAACCUGCAAAUGACGCACAAUUUAUUCGUAAAGUUUAAAUCAGAGGAUUAUUCAUAUCGCGUGCUAGCUUCACACGACUGACCUCCCAUCUCCGACGUGGUUUAUUGUUCGUAAGAAUAUGGUAAGAAUUCACUUUGACUGCUCCCCUUUUCGAUCUAGACAGUGCAUGGUCCAUAGAUAAUGCAUGGUCAUUAGCAUCGACGUUUACUCAUGGAAAUGCCUUAGCGGUCAGAAUUGUGGUUCAACAAAAGAAAGGGAUGGAACGAAGUUUCGGACAAUAUCCAUCUCUCUCACUCAAUGAUAUAUACUGUCUAAAGUUGUCUAUGGUCGUAUACAGUCGUCUAUUUAUAUAUGUAUAUGUCUAAUGGAGGAUGGAAAUCAAAUAUUAACCUUUAAUUCAAAACUCUAGUUCACACUGUACGUUUUUAUGUAAAGCUGAAAGAUGGCUGGUGAGAUUAUUGUAGAUGCACUGCCGUACAUAGAUCAAGGCUACGAUGAACUAGGCGUCAGAGAAGCGGCAACUGCCAUGGUUGAUGAAGAAUGUAGAAGGUAUAGACCAACGAAAAAUUAUCUAGAGAACUUGCCUCCCCUUAAUGUAACUGCUUUUGAAACUCCAAUAAUGAGGACUGAGUUUGAAAGACUUCAAAAUAGGUCACCUCUAGAGGCAAUGUCCAUGAAACGUUAUGAAUUGCCUCCACCUCCAAGUGGCAAAUUAAAUGAACUUGGUGCAUGGGCAGAGUGUGUUGAUAAUUCACAAGCUCAACUUGAACAUCAGUCAGUGAGAAUACUUAAUUUACAAUUAAUGCUACAAUAUUGCUGCCCCAUCUGGCAGAGAUAUUUACAAACGUUAGUAGAAUGUGAAAACAGUGCAACUAAAAAAUUAACUGAACUUCGACAAGGCAUUCAGGAAAUAAAUUGGCAGCGAAAAUCGUUACAAACAAAAGGAGGUGAACAGCUCACAAUGCUUGAAACUAAAUGGGUACAAUUGGUCUCUCAAAACUAUGAAAUUGAACAAACUUGUACAGCUGCAGAAGAAUAUAUACAAACUUUACAACAUCAUAUACAACAACAAAAUAAUUGACAAAUUUAUAAAAGCCUCAAUUUAAUUGUAUGUUUUGUUUUUACAAAUAUUUGGGAAGUAGAAUGUUUGUGUGUAAAAUGACUUUAAAGUAGCAGCGACUUGAAUGAUUAAAUAUCUUUAUUAUCUAGA
Agrilus planipennis (emerald ash borer) is the source of this 1218-nucleotide messenger RNA. RefSeq names its product pre-mRNA-splicing factor SPF27 (gene BCAS2). The coding region runs from base 451 to 1089 and encodes 212 amino acids. Gene Ontology annotation, biological process: mRNA processing. Gene Ontology annotation, cellular component: Prp19 complex; catalytic step 2 spliceosome; precatalytic spliceosome. The record is from RefSeq and is a predicted model, not a curated record. Lineage: Eukaryota; Metazoa; Arthropoda; Insecta; Coleoptera; Buprestidae. The transcript has 2 exons.